CGCUCAACUCCAACGACUUUAACAGCUCGAGCGGUGUGCGAUCUUGGUUCAUCAGUCUGCUGUGCGAAUUUCUUUGUCUUCUGGCUAGUGAAGCUAUAUGGAAAACCCGUUUAAGUCGAAUUCCCGAGGAUUUCUGUUCCACAAAGGAUCCUAUGACUUUUGUUCUGGUUUUCAAACGCAAACAUGUUAGUUUUUAUGAAGAGCAGAAUAAAUAUGAGUGAUUUGGUGAACCCGGAGUAUCAGGGCUGUGUGGACGGAUCUCUGAUGGACGGAUUCAGUGUUUUUAUUCAGGGUCUGUUGGCUGUUCUGGCUUUCAGCACUUUAAUGUUGAAGAGGUUUCGUGAACCUGUUGGAAUUAGAAGACCUUGGAGGAUCUGGAUCUUUGAUACGUCUAAGCAAGCCAUCGGUGCUCUUUGUAUGCAUUUUGCCAACAUAUUCCUGUCCACACUCACCAAUGAAGAUCCCUGCUCUCUGUAUCUAUUGAACUUCCUGUUGGAUGCCACAUUGGGAAUGCUGGUGAUCUGGGUGGGGGUGAAGGUUGUUUCCAAGAUAGUGGAACAUAAACACCUAACACUGCUAAUGUUCGGAGAAUAUGGUGAUCCUCCCCGGGUAGCGGCCUGGUUGUCUCAGUGCUCGGUGUAUUUACUCAUCGUUGCUCUGGAGAAAAGUGUGGUCACUCUGGUGCUGCUCGUUCCCGGGUGGACCAAUCUGGAGGAGGUGGUGCUGGACUAUAUCCCAAACCCACAGCUGGAGUUAGCCAUCGUCAUGCUGAUCGUGCCUUUCAUUGUGAAUUCUAUAAUGUUCUGGGUGGUGGACAGUUUAACAAUGCGGAAAUAUAAGAAGAUGACAUCUCUGGAAGGCUCACAUGACUGUCCAAAGCAAGUAGAGGUGUUGCCACAUGAAAGCAAUGAUGAAGCUGAGGUGCUGCUAAAGGAAGAUGAAGAUGAUAAUACAGUAUGUUCUGAAGAGGAAGAACACAAAUCACCAGAAGAAGCAUUAAUACGAGUCUGUAUGGAAGUUUAAAAAACACAAAGUAUACCUAUCAACAUGUAAUAUACCCUAUUACUCUGUUCCUAAACCUAGAGAGCUGCCUUGGUGUUUACUACCUACCUUUUGAGGCAGCUUCCUAAUUGAAAUGGAACUCAAUUGACUGAUUUGGAACCUUCUAAUAGGUAGAAACUCCACAAUAGAACUUUUCAGGUGAAGUACACUGGAGGCUGGACUCAAAUGAUUCCAAUAAAGUGUGGUGUUAGCAUGGUGCUAAGCUAGCAACACAAUACUCAAUACUUGACACAAGACUAAGUAUAAAAAUUCACGGCACACAUAAAAUGUUGAGUAAAAUUCUCAAUUUUUAGUUGGAUUGAACUUUUAUAUUGAUUGGCUACUUGAAUGAAACGUAUUUACGGUCAACAUUUCAUUUAUCAUUUUGUAUGCUAGCAAAUUCUGGAACAGCCUUCUUGUUGAGAGAGUGCCUUAAGAGCUUUUCAUAAGAAGUACACUUAGAAAAGUAUUACAAUUGAUCCCAUUAGAAUGUGACGUUAGCAUGUUGCUAAGCUAACAACACAAUGCUUUAAUAAGUAUAAAAAUUCCUUUCGUUUUAGUUAUAUUUAACUUUUAAAUUGGUAUUGAAUGAAAUAUAAGUAUAUACUGUCAACAUUUCUCUCAGUUCAUUUGCCGUCUUAAAC
Molecule: messenger RNA, 1685 nt
Organism: Rhinichthys klamathensis goyatoka
Lineage: Eukaryota; Metazoa; Chordata; Actinopteri; Cypriniformes; Leuciscidae
Gene: tmem110l
Product: transmembrane protein 110, like
Exons: 8
Coding region: 184-1023 (279 amino acids)
Cellular component (GO): membrane
Source: RefSeq, a predicted model, not a curated record